Siniperca chuatsi (mandarin fish) is the source of this 2309-nucleotide messenger RNA. It is a transcript of the gene dcakd, whose product is annotated as dephospho-CoA kinase domain containing. Gene Ontology annotation, biological process: coenzyme A biosynthetic process. The transcript has 5 exons. Bases 622 to 1311 code for a protein of 229 amino acids. The record is from RefSeq and is a predicted model, not a curated record. Lineage: Eukaryota; Metazoa; Chordata; Actinopteri; Centrarchiformes; Sinipercidae. Gene Ontology annotation, molecular function: ATP binding; dephospho-CoA kinase activity.
UUUUUUCUCACAGGAGAAUGGACUUGCCGAAGUUUAUUUUGUAAUUUUUGUUCAAGCGAAAACAUUGUACUUACAGUUUUACUUCAGGAAACAAAACAAUGGAUUUACCUUUUUAUUUCAUAAAAACAGUGUUUUUACAUUUUCAUUCAUGCAAAUAUUUGUUUUGCUUUGAAAUAAACACCUUUUGGAGAAGGUUACUGUCGCGGAGUUUGGUUUACAAACAGCUGUAGCACCUCAGGUUGAAUGGGAACUUUAAAUUAGCUAGGCGGAACUAACGUCAAGUAGUGAGAAAUGUCGGAAUAUUUUUAAGGUGUCGCUUGUAAUGCUACGAAGCUAGGUCGUUAGCAGACAGUUGAGUACAUGUCAGUUACAGACAGCAGUGUCCAGCAAGACGACUGACUCCAAGCGCUUCGUCUGGCUCCGUAUUUGACAGGGCGGAGUGGAAAUGGCUGCGGCGUCGUGUGCUGUCAUGUUUGCGGUCGCUCUGACCUGAUCAAGACUUGUGCUAACGUUAGCUUGUUAGCAAUCCUGGUUGUUUACUGCACCAGCCCCACCACUGUGGCGCUGCACGGAUUCCUACUGUACAUCCAGUCGAUUUAAGGAGUAUCACACGUUUACGAGAUGUUCCUGGUGGGGCUGACGGGAGGUAUUUCCUCAGGGAAAAGCACAGUGUCUUCAAUGCUGCGGGAGCUUGGGUGCCCCAUUAUUGAUGCCGAUGUUGUGGCCAGGAAAGUUGUGGAGCCGCACACUCCUGCCUAUUCCCGCAUCGUCUACCACUUUGGGCCAGAGAUCCUACUCGAGAACGGGGAGAUCGACCGGCAGAAGCUGGGUCAGCUCAUCUUCGCCAACGAGGAAAAGAGGAAGCUGCUGAACUCCAUCACCCACCCAGAGAUCCACAAAGCAAUGCUCAAAGAGAUCCUGUUCUACUUUCUCAGAGGAUACCGCUAUGUGGUGCUGGAUGUGCCCCUUCUCUUUGAAACAAGACGUCUCACUCAGUUUCUAAACCACACUGUAGUAGUUUACUGUGACCCUGCCACUCAGCUAUCGCGCCUGAUGCAGAGGGACGGCUUGACCCAGGAGCAGGCCGAGCUGCGCGUGGCUGCACAGAUGCCCCUCAAUGAAAAGCGCGGCUUGGCCAAUCAUGUUAUUGAGAACUCGGGCAGCCGAGAGGACACCCACCGGCAGGUCCUGCGGUUGCACACAAAGCUGGAGGACUCCAUGGACUUCCUCUUAGUGAGGGUCAUUGCAAUUGCAGCCACUACUGGUCUGGGUGGGAUACUGCUGUAUGCAGCCAAGAUACUUUUGUCCUAACAGCACAGAGGGGAAGGGGAAGAACAUGUUUGGUUUAGGAUGUGGUCAAAGAUGAGGGUGUGAAUAGAAGCAGACGAAGGCACGUGGGGGGUACCGAUGCAAUUUACUGUGAUAUUAGUUUCACAGCACCUACCGCUACAGCUCAGAGGUGUGACAUGCUCUGUUGGCAGUUAACAGGGACUUACAUUAUUGACACAACAUGCACUGACAAAUGUGGUUUGGUGUGAAGGGUUUCUAUGUGCAAUUUCAGUUGGUUUUACUCAGAAAUACUAAAAACAUGAAGGCGAUACCUUAGAGGCUCAGUUGCUGUACAAGCUCCCCGAUGCUCUUAACAGUGAUCACAGUUUGGAGCCUAAAAACUGGUCAAACCUUGAUGCAGCAGUCAACCCAUAACUAACAUCAGUGAAAAAGGCACAACUGAUAAUUGUGCAAACAAAGAGAUUUUAUUUUGUUACACCUUUUUUACACCUUAUGAAGUUAUCCAAAUUAGACAUUUUGGGUGAUUUGUAUACACCAGGCAGUAGAGAGAGAGCAAAUAAACAAGUAAAAGCUGCACAUUCUUAAUAACCAUAGAUGUGCAGAAGUCACUGUGGUUCCUGUACUUGUUACUUAUUUGGCACAAACUGACACCUCAAUAUGUUUUAAUUGGAGGUAACUCUCAUUAUAGGAAAGAAACAUUUAAGUGCUGUAUCUGAAUGAUCUGAUGCUAACAGAAUGUUAUUAUUGUAUGUUAAUGACCUGUAUAAUGAAGAUAUAAGACAGAAUGUAUUUGACAAUCCAUUUUUAAUGGGAACAGUGUGAAUUUACAUGAAUUAACACUUUAUAUUUAUCACUGUAUUUUCUUACACUUGAAGCUGUCCUCUGUAAAUAAGAAGUCUGUGAUUUUUAGUUUUCUGUGCACACUCACUUGUAACCAAAACAAAACAUCUGUAACAUUAGCUGCUUAACUGAAAUAUAAAUCAUCCGACAUUACUAUUUUAAAGUAACGACAACUGUCA